UUUCUCUUGUUUACAUGAAUCAGCAUCUUUUCUUAUUUACUUGAAAUUCAGGGUAGCAAGCAUGGCGAACAAUAUCAGUCAGGAGCGUGUUUUGAUUACAGGAGCAACUGGGUAUAUCGGAUUCCAGACACUUGUUCUGGCCCUCCAGAGAGGCUACAGUGUUCGAGCGGUAGUUCGCAAAGAAGCAUCAAUCGCCGAAUUGAGUAGAGCUCCAAUCAUUGCCAAUAGCCUCGACCAAGGACAACUGGAGAUUGUUGUGAUUCCGGAUUUUCUGAAGAAGGAUGCAUUCAUCGGACAUUUGGAUGGAAUAACAUCGAUAAUACACCUUGCUUCACCUCUGGGCUUCUCGACCGACGACUUUGUCGAAGGAAUAAUCAAACCUGCGGUUUCCAUGGUCACAGCAGUUCUGGAAGCAGCAACCCAUGUCCAAUCUGUUCGCCGCGUUGUGGUGACAUCCUCAUGUGUAACACUGAUACCAUUUGAAUGGAACAUGAACCCAGACACGGAGAGAUUAUACAGUGUAAGUGAUAUCAACAAUAGCGUCGAUGGACCUUAUGAAAAUGCAAUGGCUGCCUACUGGGCCUCGAAAGGCCUCGCCCGACUUGCGGUGAGGGACUUUGUACGCAACUCGCAGCCACAAUUCGAUUUUGUGAAUUUGCUACCUUCGGUAGUAAUUGGCCCUGACACUCGCCUUGAUUACAAUCCAGCUGCCGGUACUAGUGACCUUCUUCAAGGUGCAAAAUCAAGUGUCAUUGCAGCUGCGCUGACUCCGUCGCUAAAUUCGUCGUUCCCUUAUGUUGGGACUCCUGUGCAUGUUGCCGACGUGGCAAGAGCACAUGUUGAUGCAUUGGACACCAAAUUGGUUCCAGCCAACUCUGAAUACGUCCUUUCUUCUGACACGCCAGAUGGAGUUGUCUGGGACAGAGAUGUUCGCAAUAUUUGCAGAAAGUACUUUCCAGAAGAAGUCGCACGCAAGGUACUCCCCAUGGAGGGAUCUUUGCAAGCAAUCACGUGGAGACUGGAUGCUCAGGAAACAGAAAAGGUGUUUGGCUGGCAAUGUGUUUCGUUUGAAGAGACCAUGAAGGAGCUCAUCUCGCAGUACCUGCGGCUUCACGCAAGGCAGGCGUAG
This is a messenger RNA of Aspergillus sclerotioniger CBS 115572, 1129 nucleotides long. Its product is annotated as NAD(P)-binding protein. The record is from RefSeq and is a predicted model, not a curated record. The transcript has 5 exons. Lineage: Eukaryota; Fungi; Ascomycota; Eurotiomycetes; Eurotiales; Aspergillaceae. Gene Ontology annotation, molecular function: oxidoreductase activity, acting on the CH-OH group of donors, NAD or NADP as acceptor. The coding region runs from base 62 to 1129 and encodes 355 amino acids.